AAAUGACAAUUAUAAUGAAGAUGUUUUUCGAGUUACAUGGAUUAUUUUUAAAUUUCAUAAGAAAAUCGUAAAAUGCAUUUUAAGUUUUAAGUAUUUUAUUUUUAUUGUAGGAAAUAACAUUUAAAAUAGGAUAUUUUCUCUUGUAGUUGAGGUCGGUACAUAAUUAUUUAAAAUUACUACCAGAAAUACUUUUACUUUCAAUUUAUUUUUGUAACUAUAGAUAUUUAUAUAUAUAAAGUGACAUGAAGCUGCUAAAGCCACUAUGGGUGACAGGGAGAAGAAGAGUGAGCACAUGGUCACCACUUGCCACAGCAUUCAACACAAGGCCAACAUCAAGGCCCAUCUUUGACUCCUUAAGAGAAAGAACUGGUCUAUUUAACAAACCCGAACUCACUAGUUUUGAGGGAUUUUACACGCUUAAAGAACAAGCUAUAGCAGCCACAGACCGCCUCAUAGAAGAGGCGACCUCCAAUCCCUCAAGGCCAAUGGUGGAUAUUUUUGAUGAGCUAUCAGAUACACUAUGCAAGGUUGCAGAUUUAGCUGAGUUUGUCCGUAUAGCACAUCCACAAUCACAUUUUGCAGGUGCCGCUGAAGAGGCUUGUAUCAGUGUUAGUGGAGUUGUGGAAAAACUAAAUACUCAUAAAGGUUUAUAUGAAGCUUUGCGUGACUCAGUGGAGAAGAACACAUGUGGCGAUCGCCAUUUAGCUGAACUGUUCCUGUUUGACUUUGAACAGAGCGGUAUACAGCUGCCUGACGGACCGAGACAACAAGUAGUGGCUCUCAAUGAUCUUAUCCUGCAAACCGGUCAACAAUUUAUGGCAGGAGCGGCCAAGCCCAGGAAAGUUCCGCGGUCCGCUGUACCUCAAAAUGUUAGACAAUUUUUUAGCACGGAGGGUGACAACGUGAUAGUGAGCGGCGUGUACGCGGAGUGCGACGAGGGCGCGGCGCGCGAGGCGGCCUACCGCCUGUAUCUGGCGCCCGACGUGGGGCAGGAGCGGCUGCUGCUCACCACGCUGCACGCGCGCCAGCGUCUGGCGCAGCUCUGCGGGUUCUCCUGCUACGCAGACCGAGCGAUAAAGGCGAGCACGAUGGAGACGUCGGCUAAUGUGCGACAGUUCCUGGACAUUCUGUCGGACAACCUGUACGACCGCGCGAAUAUUGACUUCGAGGCCAUGACACGCAUGAAGAAGAAGGAGACGCCUUACCUAGAUACAUUAAUGUGCUGGGAUACUCCUUACUUCACGCACAAAGCUAAGACGCAGUUGCUGAACGUCGCGACGUCGGACUUCAACCCGUAUUUCUCACUAGGCGCCUGCAUGGAAGGUCUGAAUAUGCUCUGCCAGGAGCUAUAUGGCAUUACUUUGCAGCCUGAGGAGAUGUUGCCAGGCGAGUCGUGGUCACCAGACGUGUACAAGCUGGCAGUGAUGCAGGAGAGUGAAGGUCUAUUGGGCCACAUCUACUGCGACCUGUACGAGCGGCCCGGCAAGCCGCACCAGGAUUGCCAUUUCACCAUUCAGGGCGGGAAGCUGCUCGCUGACGGGUCUUAUCAGAAUCCAAUAGUGGUGGUGAUGCUGUCGCUGAGCGGCGGACAUCGGUCGGGGCCGGCGCUGCUGGGCCCCGGCGCCGUGGACAACCUGUUCCACGAGAUGGGCCACGCGCUGCACUCCAUGCUGGCGCGCGCGGCCCACCAGCACGUGGCCGGCACGCGCUGCGCCACCGACCUCGCCGAGCUGCCCUCCGUGCUCAUGGAGCACUUCGCCGCCUGCCCCAGUGUGGUCCGUCGGUUCGCGCGCCAUUUCCAAACCCGCGAGCCGAUGCCGGAGGAUAUGUUGCAGCGCCUCUGCGCCUCCAAGCAUCUCUUUGGUGCCAGUGAGAUGCAACUGCAGGUGUUCUACUCCGCGUUGGACCAGCGCUACCACAGCGAGGGAGCUCACGAGGACUCCACAGACGUGCUGCGACAGGUCCAAAAGCGGUACUACGGCCUGCCUUACGUCGAAAAUACGGCGUGGCAGCACCGCUUCAGCCACCUGAUCGGCUACGGCGCGAAGUACUACUCGUACCUGAUCUCGCGCGCGCUGGCGUGGUGCGUGUGGCGCCGCCACUUCGAGGCCGCGCCGCUGUCGCGCCCCGCCGGCGCCGCGCUGCGUCAAGGCCUGCUGCGCCACGGCGGCGCCGUCCCGCCGCAGAUUCUGCUACGCGAUUAUCUAGAGACAGAAAUAACUCCCAAUACACUGGCGAUGGCGCUGACCGAAGAACUGGAUUAUCACAAGGAUCACCUCGAUACAGUGUUCAAAAUAGUUGACAAGUAACAUAUCAAAAGACUCUUAAUUUAGUUGAAACGAGUACCGUUAGCCAAACAAUCCAAUGUUUAUCAAAUCUACUAAUACAAGAGAUAAACGCGAACUUUUUCAUUGACAGAUGUGACUUUUUACAAAUAUAGAUAAAGUUAGCUUUUAUGUUUUUAAUAAUUGAGGCAGAAGUGUUUUUCUUAUCAGUAAAGUGCUAAUAACAUAUUGAAUACUUAUUAAUAAUAUUUAUACAUACACAAAGUAGAGAUAUUUAAUUUGAUCGUACGUUUUUUUUCAACUGUCAAUUUAUUUGUAGAACAAAUUGCACGUUUACAUGCAGUGUCUUAGUUAUAAAAUAUGAUUGCAUAAUAAAUGAAGCAAUAAUCGACAAUCCCCUUUAUAACGAAAUACCUUUAGUGUUUCGACUAAUUAAUGUCUUCCCAAAUUAUUAUUGUAAGAUAUAUGUACUUUAGAUGUAAUAAUCUGUAAUUGAUCUGCCCUUAGUUUAAAAGUCGUAAAAAUAGCAUUCAAAGACCUAUUUUUUUUUUAUUGAAACUUGGGUUGAAGAGAAUAUUACUUUAAUUAUCGUUCAGUCAUACAUCUAGUUAAAUUUAUAUUACUCGACUUUAGCAUAAAUAUGGCCUUUAAUGAAUCGAAUCCUUAGACUUUUAAUGAAAAUAUAGGAUACAAGGUACUUAAUAAUAAUACACAAUUGAAGUACCUACCGAGUUUUUUUAAAUGUUAUUUAAUUGGAAUAAG
This is a messenger RNA of Vanessa tameamea, 3047 nucleotides long. RefSeq names its product mitochondrial intermediate peptidase. The transcript is spliced from 13 exons. Gene Ontology annotation, molecular function: metalloendopeptidase activity. The coding region runs from base 243 to 2309 and encodes 688 amino acids. NCBI's taxonomy places the organism in Eukaryota, Metazoa, Arthropoda, Insecta, Lepidoptera, Nymphalidae. Gene Ontology annotation, biological process: peptide metabolic process. The record is from RefSeq and is a predicted model, not a curated record. Gene Ontology annotation, cellular component: mitochondrion.